Messenger RNA from Arachis stenosperma, 3028 nucleotides. RefSeq names its product protein root UVB sensitive 2, chloroplastic. The coding region runs from base 152 to 1441 and encodes 429 amino acids. The record is from RefSeq and is a predicted model, not a curated record. The transcript has 10 exons. Gene Ontology annotation, biological process: response to UV-B; auxin polar transport. Gene Ontology annotation, cellular component: chloroplast envelope. NCBI's taxonomy places the organism in Eukaryota, Viridiplantae, Streptophyta, Magnoliopsida, Fabales, Fabaceae.
AAAAAGUAAAAAUGGGUAAAGAUAGAUAGCCGGAUAUUGUCCACUGCGGUGCGGACUGCGGUGUUGCAAAGUCUAUACUCUAUUCCAUUGCGGCAUUACCCACUUCCUAUCUCUUUCUUUCCCCCUCUGAAUUCCAAUUCUCUUUUACACCAUGAAUUUACUGGAGAAGCUGAAACUGCAGAAGAGGAGUUCAGCAGAGAAAGAAGAUGAAGGUCCUGUGUUCUGGUUUGAGACCACUGCCUCUCUUUCUCAUCGUUUCCAAUUUGAACCCACUGGUCAACUUUCCGUAAAGCUCGUUGAUGAUUCCAGACCAUUAUAUCGCAGGGUAGUUGAGUCUUUCCUGAAUAAAUUUUUCCCCUCAGGAUAUCCUUACAGUGUGAACGAAGGCUACCUUAGAUACACACAGUUUCGAGCACUGCAACAUCUCACCAGUGCAGCACUAUCUGUGCUAUCAACUCAGUCACUGCUGUUUGCUGCAGGCUUGCGGCCCACACCUGCUCAAGCAACUGCUGUUAGUUGGAUUCUAAAGGAUGGUAUGCAACAUUUAGGGACGAUAAUAUGUAGCAAUUUGGGUUCAAGAAUGGAUUCCGAGCCUAAAACUUGGAGAAUUUUAGCUGAUGCCAUGUAUGAUUUCGGCACUGGCUUGGAAGUGCUUUCCCCGUUAUGCCCACAUCUUUUUCUUGAGAUGGCAGGACUAGGAAAUUUUGCCAAGGGUAUGGCAAUUGUUGCUGCAAGAGCUACUAGAUUACCUAUAUAUUCAGCAUUUGCUAAAGAAGGAAAUCUCAGUGACCUCUUUGCUAAAGGGGAGGCUAUUUCAACUCUCUUUAACGUUUUUGGAAUUGGAGUUGGAAUUCAAUUAGCAUCUACUGUUUGUGCAUCCAUGCAGGGCAAGUUGGUUGCAUACCCUCUACUAUCAAUUAUACAUAUAUACAGCGUUGCUGAAGAAAUGAGGGCCACUCCUGUCAAUACAUUGAAUCCACAAAGAACGGCUAUGAUUGUAGCUGAUUUUGUCAAGACAAGAAAUGUGUCGAGCCCUGCUGAUCUAAGAUAUCGAGAAGACUUGCUCCUUCCUGGGCGACUUAUUGAAGAUGCCGGAAAUGUAAGAGUUGGUAGGGCUUUGCAAAAGGUGAUUAAGCCUUCAAGACUUCUUGAGUUAAGGCAACUAUUCCCUGGGGAGAAGUUUCUGUUAAAUCACGGAGACAAAUGCACCGACAUGGUACUGGAACAAGAUGCAAGUGGUGAAGAUGCAUUGAGAGGUUGGCUAGUCGCUGCCUAUGCGGCGGAAAACAUGAAUGCCUCUGGUGAGCUUCGUGUCGGUACCCUGCAAGAAGCCUAUGAGAAAAUGAAUGAUGUGUUCCCGGUGUUCUUACAAGAACUGCAGAACAAAGGGUGGCACACGGAUCGUUUUCUGGAUGGAAACGGGAGCCGCUUCGCAUUUUAGCGUUCCUAUAAAUCCGGGACUACGUAGGUAUUUUCAUCUAUUCUGUGACACUAGAUGCAUACAAAAAAUGGUUUUGAUUAGUUCUUUGAUGUUGGUCAUUUGAAACUUGAAAGUAGCCAUCAUUGUAUUCUGUAGCAGCGACAUAUCAUUCAUGUACCGUUGGAUGGGGCAUGGGGCUCCAAUUAAACUAGGACACGCGCCCCAUUCAAUAAUAGAUGGAUGAUAUGCCGGUGUGGAAUAUGAUGAUGGUUAUGUUAUAAAAACAUUUUUUAUUUAACUAACUAUUACAUGACAUGUUACACCCUUGCUUUUCGUGUGCUUUAAGGAAAACAUGACGGAUCAUGAAUUGAUUAAGAAUGAGAAUCAAUAAGAUUAGAAUAAUGAAUGCAAUAAACAUUUUACAUAUGCACUUGUACUGUGGUCAAUAUUUGUGACAAAUAAACGGAGAUAAUCAGUAAGAUGAAAUUAAUUAUGAAAAUUCAAGACGACCAGAAUAACUAUUGCAAGAAGUGUUUUACAUGUGCUCCUCCUAUUAAUCCCUUACUAUAUCUCUUGUAAUUAGAAUAACUCGGUUAUGUAUUUUCUAAACUUGUGGUCAAUAAUUCAUCACCAUUAAUAUAUUAUACUUCUCUUUGUUUUGAAAAUUUGUGCAUAUUGUAUUCCAUAGUUUGCACUUGGAAUAAAAUUUAACCGUCUCCAAAUCAUUGUCCUUUCUCUAUAUCAUUAAUUAUUUCUUGUCCCAUGGAAGGUAUAUAUAAGAAAUUGCCGAAAAUUUUAUUAUUUAUCCUUUCACUUUGGUAAGAGACGAUUGGUGAGACAAGUGAUAAGGAAAGUGAUAAGGAGGAGAUUUUAAGAUAGGUGAUUUCAUCAUUGUAUCAACCUAUGAGGCAAGAAUACUUUGCGGGAAUCGCAUAUGGGACACAUUUUCAGAGGACACUUAUUUAACAUUUGUCCGACACAUAUUUCUUGUGUCCUGAUAAAAAAAAAGAUUUCUCUUGACAUAUUUGGACACAAUUAAAUACUAUUACGUGUCGGUAUAUUUUGUAUUGUCUUAACAUUUAUUACGAUGGGUAAUUGGAGAUUAACGGAUUGGACUUGAUGGGUUGGCCCAAUCGCCUGAAGGAGGAGGUUUCCGACUAGGUUUUCGUUCGACUUGUGUGUGUGAAGGAAUGGGGGUGGUACCUGCAAAGACACUCCAAUGCCUAAGUUAGUAAGGGGUUAAGUAGGUUUUUUAGAGUAUUGAAACUUAGAGAUACCUGAGGGGUGUCGGUGUAUUUAUAGUGGUGAAUCAAUAACCACAUUUGGAGUAGUUCUACCUUUUAAGGAGGAUAACCAUUCCUUUAUCUUAGGGAAGUUGAGAUAUGACUCUUGGAAGUGGGUUGGGAGAUUUUAGGGGCAAUUACUUAUUUCAAUAAGGGUUAUCUGCCAGCUAAUCUUGAAUUCCGACUAUCUUGGGGUGAAAUUUGUGUCAAAUCCGACCUCUUCUGUGGAGAUCGAGUACGUGGGGAGGCCAUCUAUGGAUUGAGUAUUUUUAUCUUAUUUGGACCUGGAAUUUAGUGUUGAGACAAGAUACGAAAAACAUUUAUA